This is a messenger RNA of Trypanosoma cruzi, 2118 nucleotides long. RefSeq names its product 6-phosphofructo-2-kinase/fructose-2,6-biphosphatase, putative. Gene Ontology annotation, cellular component: cytosol. The coding region runs from base 1 to 2118 and encodes 705 amino acids. Gene Ontology annotation, molecular function: ATP binding; protein binding; 6-phosphofructo-2-kinase activity. The record is from RefSeq and is a predicted model, not a curated record. Lineage: Eukaryota; Euglenozoa; Kinetoplastea; Trypanosomatida; Trypanosomatidae. Gene Ontology annotation, biological process: fructose metabolic process; fructose 2,6-bisphosphate metabolic process. The transcript has a single exon.
AUGCAUGCGACGAUGAGUUUUCUUAUUUGCUCUGUUAUUCAUGUCACUUUUGCUGCUUUACUUUUUUUUUUUUUUUUUUUGUGUGUGUGUGCAGUCUCUCUGUGUACGGGGGUAAUUCAUUUUUUUGUGUCGGUAAUAAUUUACUGUUGGGUGCCAACAACAAUGCCUGUGAUGCCUGCGACUUUAGGGACUCGCGGAGGUGGCGAACAGACGGCAAAACCGAGCAGCUUUGAGCGAAUGGCGGCCAUUCAGGAGGAAAUUGCAAAAAUCGAAACUCGUUUGCGUUCCCUGCAGUCAACCGAGGAUGCCGAUGACACGCCAUGGACCUCAGCACCGCAGGAGGACAUGGAUCCUGCCGUCGCAAAGAUGCUCUCAGUUGAGCUUUGCCACUUGGCUGCAUCUGGCGACAGCGUGGGUGUGCGUCUACUUCUUGAGAGCGGCGCGGACACGGACUGCAGGGAUUACGACGAACAGACCCCACUCCACAUAGCCAGCGCUCUGGGUCAUGUCCAGGUGGUUAGAUUACUUCUUGAGUUUGGGGCUGACCCGACGCUUUUGGACAAGGAUGACAAGACGCCUUUUAGGCUGGCGGGGGAGAAUAAUCGCAGGGAAGUUGUGCAGCUUCUACUGAGACACUCUCAGGCACAUGGUCAUGAACUGGACGCUUGUGGCAAGCCGGAUAGUUUUUUGCUUGAUAGCCCCAUCAUGUCUGCGCAUCCGGACUUUUCACAGAUUCCCCAACCAAUGAUGGGAAGUCUUAUUGUCAUCAUGGUAGGUCUCCCUGGUAGGGGGAAGACAUACAUCGCGAGGCAGAUUCAGCGUUACUUCAAGUGGAAUGGGCUACAAAGCAGGAUUUUUAUACGCUCUACAUACAAAGGGAAACUUGAAGAAGGUGGCGCCGUAUCUACGGCUUUGAGUGCGGCGGAGGUGGAGCGUCGUAUUGCCGCUGCCAUUGCAAAAGACAUGACACAAUUUAUAGCCGAAACCGACGGCGUGGCGGUGCUGAAUGGCACGAACUGCAGUCCGUUGCGUCGCAUGGCAUUGAUGAGCGCGAUUCGAGAAACGGGCCUCAUACGGCCGAACCGUGUGAUAUUCGUGGAGGUUGUGAACAACAAUUCGGAGAUUGUGCGCCUAAACGUGAACCGCAAGAAGGAAAUAAAUCCUGGGGCCACACAAAGCUUUGUCGAUCAGUAUUAUGCACGGAUUGAACGUCUGAAUGCUCUAUACAAAUCCCUGAGUCCCACCACCGACAGGGAUCUCACGUAUAUUCUUAUUGAGGACCAGACAACAUUUGCACUAAAUAACAUCUCUGGAUGGAUGCCUUCACGACUGUCGUACAUGCUACAUAACUUAAACCACGCACCUAGCAAUCUUUACCUCACGCGUGCUGGGGAAUAUGUUGACUUGAUUGCCGGUCGUAUAGGCGGAAAUUCGCGACUGACAGAGCGUGGACAGGCGUAUAGUGAGGCGCUUUUUGAGUAUUUUCAAGGGGAAUUACAAAUGAAAUCGUUUACAGUGAUGAGUAGUUGUGCCCUUCGAUGUAUAGAAACAGUGCAAUACUUUGAGGAGCAGAGUGUACUUCAACGCAGCAGCGCCUCUGCUGCGCAAAGUAGGGAACCGAAACUGAACUGUCGCGUGGCGUACUUUCCCACACUUGACAGUCUGAACCAUGGUGACUGUGAUGGACAGUUACUUUCUGAUGUUCGCAAGGCAAUGCCAAGUACAUUGCUUCAUAUGCAGGCAGAUCCAUACCACACAGCGUGGCCAAAUGGAGAAUGUGUCCAUCAGCUCUACAAUGCACGACUUGAGCCUCAUAUUCAUGACAUUCAGGCGAGCACCGAGCCUGUUCUUGUGGUCUCACACCUUCAGCUGCUGCAGGGUCUUUAUUCCUACUUUGUUUCCGAGAAUGAUGACUUUGUGGCUCCACAAGAUGCAUACAAGAUUGAUAUUCCUUUUGAGAGUGUCAUUAAAAUUCGCCUGGUGGGCUUUAACCGCGUCGCGGAGACCAUCGAUCUCUCAAAGGAGGUGGACCGAAUCCAACACCGUCGCACCGGGAAGGUGACGAAGGCAACGCAGCAAAGUAGCCUGAAUAUUUUUUGUAGGUCUGGUAAGAAGUGA